This is a messenger RNA of Acanthocheilonema viteae, 87 nucleotides long. The record is from the annotation of a GenBank genome assembly. NCBI's taxonomy places the organism in Eukaryota, Metazoa, Nematoda, Chromadorea, Rhabditida, Onchocercidae.
AUGAUUCCACCGGGCCUUCCCCACGCGGCCGACCUGUUGCUGCCUGUUUCAGUCUCCAUCCUCGGUUCACCGAAGUACUCCAAGCGG